AUGGCCGUCACCGCCAUCGAUAUCAUGCCCAAAAAGCCCUCCUCAUCUCCUCUCUCCUCCAACAACCCCUCCAUGAAUAAGCGCUUGCCCCCUCUGGCCGACAGGACCUCCCUCUCCUACAAACUCACCACCCUGUCCCGUCAGAAACUCGCCCGGGAGGCCACCGCCCCCGACCCGGACAUUCGUCGCUGCCUUGGUCACUUCCGUCUGCACUGCAUGUCCAUGGAAUGGACCCAGAAGGAUAUGUCGACGCGCAUCAACUCGUUCGACCUGGAGGACGACGAAUCCGAGAGUGAGGAGGAGGACCGCGACGAUGAAGACAAGAAGGGUCCCGAGGACCGCAAGGAUGAGGACCAGGACCGCCAGUCCUCUCCCAAGAACAACGAGUCGGCUGAGAAGACCUCGGAGCCUGAGAAGACCACCGUCCAGGUUACCUUCCAUGUGUCUGCUCCUGCAUCAGCCCCUCAAACAUCUACCGACAAAGAAGAGAAGGAGGAAAGCCUCCUCGAGAAGGGUCGCAAUUGUCUCGAGAAGACCGUCCAGAGGAAAAACUUCUGGCCUUCUCCUGGCCAGUGCCUGCCUGUGCGCAUUGCCGGCUAG
Molecule: messenger RNA, 600 nt
Organism: Aspergillus luchuensis
Lineage: Eukaryota; Fungi; Ascomycota; Eurotiomycetes; Eurotiales; Aspergillaceae
Exons: 1
Coding region: 1-600 (199 amino acids)
Source: RefSeq, a predicted model, not a curated record